AUGCCUGUCUCCCACGCUAGCAGAGGUGAAUCUUACCAGCCAUUCCAAUGUAUUGUUUGUCAAAGUCGUUUCACCCGACACGAGAACCUCAAACGCCAUGCUGCCCUCCACUCUCGCUCUCAGAAAGACGCCUCGCUUCCUUGUGAGUUCUGCCACGCUACCUUUUCACGCCCUGAUCUUCGACAUCGCCAUAUGAAGAGGAAACAUCCCGAGUAUGAACAAAAACGCUCAAAGCGGCUUCAGUGCGACCCGGCUCAUCCCCGAUUACACUCUGUUUCGCCCGCAGAGAGCCCAGAUAGCAUCUCAUCCCCCCGGUCAGGGAACGCGAAUGUACCGGAUCAAGCCUUCUCUGAUAUGCAAAUUCAGCCGUCUGCAAUUGAGCUGAUGGGCGUAGGCCGAAUCCUGCAGGAUGCGACGGGACUGGAGCGGAGUCUGCUUCUAGGAACUUCUUUCCUGAAGACCACCCAGUCACUUGAGACUCAAUUAAAUCCGAUAUCCGUCCCACGGCAACCUCCCUUUGACGUGAGCUUAGCCGACUUCAAUUUCAACCAGGACAUUGUGGACCGUUUAUCCCCAAGUGAUCUCCCUCUUCAAGACGGCUGGUACCCAUCAACCCUACAGGUUACUCGGGGCUGCCAUCUCUUUUUCUCUCACAUCGCACAUUUCGUCCCUUUCCUCCACCAAUCAACCUUUGACUCCAAUCAAAGUCCCUCCUAUCUAAUUGUCAGUAUAUUAUGUCUGGCCUAUCAGUAUGGUGAGGAUUCAGAAUGCGGCGAGCAAGCAGGCUCCGGUGCCGACUUGUCUAUGCGGUGCUUUCACCGAGCCCGCAGUCUCAUUGCUUCCGAAGAGGGCAGAUCAGACAUAUUGCCAGACAAAAUCCCAAUAGUUCAGUCAUAUGUGCUCCUCCAAAUUUGCGCAAUGAUGUAUCUAUGUGGGGAAAGCUCUGCCUUUGGUCUCAAGAUGCACUCUAGCAUGAUAUCUUUGGCUCGAGCCAGCGGGAUGAUGCAGCCUCUCGCAAUUCAGUCUGCGACACCCCAGGAUUUAGAGUCAUUGUGGCGCGAAUUUGUCAAAGGCGAGUCUCACAAGCGAACUGUUUUCGCCGUUCAUCAAAUUGAUGCACUGUGGUACCAAUUCCUAUCAGUUCCUCGCUCGAUCUCACAUCUUGAGGUCAAACAUGAUUUGCCUUGUCCAGAAGAACAAUGGACAGCGUCUUCGUCCGCAGAAUGGGCACAUCGACAGCUGGUGAUGAGGAGUUCAGGGCCCUCCGUACAAUACGCAGAUGCCGUCCGACGAUUCCUUUCCGCUGAAGAUCUUAACUCUAUACCUCAAUUUGAUCCAUACGGAGCCAUCAACAUAACUCAGUUUCUCAUCUCCAGCGCACGUGAAAUCUCAGGGUGGUCAACGAUGACAGGGAUAGUCAGCAUGGAGAGAUUCGGCGCUCUGCGAUCAUCACUCGUCGCACUCAGCCCUUUUAUUCGCCCUCACGCCGACGCGAACCUUAUACAUGGAGCUCUUUGUACGGCAACAUGGGAAACUGCCAUGCUCGAGCUUCAAAUGUGGUCACCAUCACAUACGGGUGGCAUCGUCGAAGGAAGCAUUGAUGCCGUGCUAACUAAAUCGACUUACUUGGCUCCUGAUUGCGAAUUUCUUUGUGAGAAUAAUGCUGCGAAGGCGAUCCAGCCUCAUGUCGAUUGGUUCCUGCGCUAUCUUGAUUCUACCCUUGACCCUGAUACCGAGGCUCCCUGGAUUGCUUUGUAUGCGUAUAAAGCCUUCUUGAUCGCCCUGCAGCUUGUUCGAAAGGGGCUGGUUGGUGCGAUGCAAGUGGUUGGUAUCCGGGAUGGAGACGUCCAGGGCGCUCUCAUGUGGGCGAGGAAAGUCUUCCAGCGCAGACAGAGAUGGCAGCUCGGCAGACUUAUAAUUUCGUGCUUGGAUGAAUUAGAGACAUGA
Molecule: messenger RNA, 1947 nt
Organism: Penicillium atrosanguineum
Lineage: Eukaryota; Fungi; Ascomycota; Eurotiomycetes; Eurotiales; Aspergillaceae
Product: C2H2-type zinc finger protein
Exons: 1
Coding region: 1-1947 (648 amino acids)
Biological process (GO): DNA-templated transcription; regulation of transcription by RNA polymerase II
Cellular component (GO): chromatin
Molecular function (GO): zinc ion binding; RNA polymerase II cis-regulatory region sequence-specific DNA binding; DNA-binding transcription factor activity, RNA polymerase II-specific
Source: RefSeq, a predicted model, not a curated record